AUGGUAGCUGCUAUCCGCCGAAGAAAGAUGAUCGGCCAUCGCCGACGGGUUGAAGACGAAGGCGAGGAUGAUGGUGGUCUCGAACAGCUCGACAUUGACGAUGACUCCUUGACAGAUGGGUCCAUGGCUUCGGAGGAUCCCGAUCCGGCCGACGAUAGUGAUACUAGUAAUGUCGAUGAGGCUUCACCGACGACGCCUGCUGCUCCGAAGUUGACCAGUCAAGCAGCCAAUGGCAAUGGUAAUGUGAAGAGGACGCACACCAAGUCUUCCGGUGGCCACCUAACGAAGGGCUCCAGAAAGACCGGUCUAAACGCUGUAUCGGACACCGAAUUCAUGAUGAGCAACCUAAACAUUUCGGACGAAGCUGCUCCGGUGCAGGUACUGAAUUUUGAAGAAUCUAUGGAACCUCAAUCCAAGUCCUCGGCCCCUAUAGUGGUUAGCUCGAAUUCUGCUGUUGCGAAUCCGGAUUCCUCCCAAGACCCAACUACUGAUAAGCGACGAAAGGAGCAUGAUGAAUAUAGGCGCAAACGAGACGAGGAUCCGUGGUUCGUUCCCAACAGAGGCGCCUUCUUUAUGCAUGACCACAGACAUGCCGGCCCUUCUGCCAACGGAUUUCGCCCUUUCGGUAGGGGUCCUCGGGGGAGAGGUCGUGGUGGUAUGGGCGGUCCUUUUGCGCCAAUAAAUCAUCAAAUCCAUGGUCCGGCCGAUCCAACGACAAAUGGUCCUUGGGCACACGAUAUGCACGAGGCAGUCGCACAGCCUAUACACGCCCGACAACCGCGGCCCUCGUUUACUGACGAUGGCCCACCGAACGGCGAUGGUUAUAUUCCCACUUGCCCUGCCAGCACUACACCAAUCAACCGGACCAUGGCUACAGAUAAGCAUGUUGGCAAUGUACAGAUCAGGGUCUACUUCCCAGGAAUAAAGGAGCCCGUCAUCUUCCCCGGUAUACAAGUACGACAGUAUACGAAAUUACCAGACCACCGACCACCGUUGAGACGCGACAAGCCUGUCCGUAUCUCCCUACCUGACUUCCCUCCCCGAUAUAUCUUUCCAGCCACCGACAGGUCUUUCAUCUUUAUACCCCGAGCGAUGCGUCCGAACCAACGAUUGCGGGGCAAGCCAAGGUCUGGUCUUGGAUCUAUUGGCGGGUUUUCUAGGAGGACGAGCGUAUUUGGGGGGAGUGUGUACGCUGGUAGUGCGUAUACCCCGAGCAUCGCUCUUAGCCGACGGUCUUCGAUUGCCCCUGAUUUGGGGAGAGACUAUCUGGUAUCUCCGACCGGUUCUACUAUGUCGCGGCCGCCAUUACCCUAUGACGCUGCUCGACCUGUUGUCAGGCUUCCUCCACAAGGUCGACCUGAACAACAGCUUCCCGCUAUUGAUGGUGCACCAGCAGAAGGGUUCGCUGGAGUUGGUCAGCCCGCUAUGAGCGACGUUUCAAUGCAACAAACGCAACCACAAAGGCCGGUGUUCCAGGAGAACCGACCUGUACCUAUCCCUAUGCACCAGCCUCGGCCGCAGAAGACUGUCUCGGUAGCCGGCAUCGAGUCGCCAGAAAUGCAGCAUAAUCCGUCUCAACCAUAUCAACAGGCCUUCCACCAACAAGUUCCUGUUCAGGUGUCGACUAGCCUAGGUCAAGAAUCUCACGCCCGACAUCCCUCGUACCAGUCUCAACAUUCGACCGGCACACCGCUCUCCCAAAUUCCUGAACGCGCCAUCCAUGCUGCCCCUUUCCAGCCAAACCAGUUCGCCCAGCAGAACUACUACCAGCCAUACCAGAUGAUGCAGCCUCAACAAGGCUAUUACUACCCCCCAGCUACUUAUCCAGGUGCACUAGCUCCAUCCGCCACCGCACCUACAUUCGUCCCGGGAGCGCAACAACCUCAACCCCAGGGUGAACCCGCUACCAAUCAGCCAACUGGACAGAGUACACCAAACUCCAAUUUGGUUGCUCAAGAAGUCAAUGGUAUGGUCUACUACUAUGAUGCAUCUCAGUUACCCCCUAUGCCUACAUACAACCCCUACCCAACGCCCCAGGGCUAUCCGAUGCCCAGUGGAGUUGUAGGCAUGAACGGUAUGGUUACCCCGAGCCCGGAUGGCUACUACUACCCUCCGUCGGGACCUGGUGUUGUCUACUACCAGCAGUAA
Messenger RNA from Daldinia loculata, 2148 nucleotides. RefSeq names its product CASC3/Barentsz eIF4AIII binding-domain-containing protein. NCBI's taxonomy places the organism in Eukaryota, Fungi, Ascomycota, Sordariomycetes, Xylariales, Hypoxylaceae. Gene Ontology annotation, cellular component: exon-exon junction complex. Gene Ontology annotation, biological process: mRNA processing. The record is from RefSeq and is a predicted model, not a curated record. Gene Ontology annotation, molecular function: mRNA binding. The transcript is spliced from 2 exons. Bases 1 to 2148 code for a protein of 715 amino acids.